AAAUCCUUCAACCUGAUGAGCAUGAGAAACAACAAAUUUAUCAGUACGACCGUCAUUUACAAAAAGUGUAUCUACAUAAUCAUCCCGCCUUUAUCAUUUCAACAAUAUAAGCAGUUUUUUUUUUUUUUUUUUUUUUAAUGUUCCCUUAUCUUUCUUCCCCUCUCCGCUUUGAUGUCGAAAACGAAAACCGGAGUUAUUUUUAGAACCCCGGGAACCUCGUCCGAUAGGUGUUUCGGUCGCGACGGUGUCAAGCAACAUGAGAGAAAUUGUAAUUUUUUUUAAAUUCAAGCCUUCAUGAGAAAAGGCAUGAAGGUUGCAGAGCGAUGGACGACAUGGACCAAAAAUGUAAAAGUUAUCGCGUUCCUCCAAGUUUUGGACUUGUGGAAGACAGCCCACCCCCGGGAUAAAAGGGGGAAUUUCUGGGAAGCAAGGCCGGUGGGGCGGCGCAUCCCCUCUCGGCCGAGUUUGCCUCCUCCAGCAUCUCUGCUAGCAACCAGUCAGUGGUCGGUGUCGACGCGAGCUGCCAGCAGACCGGCGACGAGGAUCCCCGAGGAAAGGAGGUUACGUAAUUUUUUUCCCCCUACCACCCAGGGGGGAGAGGGUGGGAUAAUUUCGACCGAAAGAUUUUUUCCCAUUCAGAGCGCGAUUCGGCUAAAAAACAAAUAAAAAAAUAAACAAAAAUCUAUAAAAAGAUGAGUUUGACCCAGGGGGCGGAGGCUGCGGACGGGGAGUCGUGCAGGACGAGCUUCGGCAACUUUUCCGCAGACGAGUACUGUCCGGCCGUUUGGGACAAGGUCCUCUGCUGGCCGCCGACCCGCAGAGGGUCCGUCAGCUCCCUCAGCUGCCCGUAUCACCUCGGACUCGAUACGACAAGAUACGUGACGAAGAAAUGCCUGGAGACGGGCCGAUGGGAGGGAAAAGGUCUGGCCGGCUGGACCAACUACACGCCUUGCUACAGCACUGAAAUGCUCCACCUCUACCGCAAGCUUUUCUCCGGUUCUUCGCCCAAAGACGCAGCCGAGAUGAAGAUAGAAAUAGCCGAGAGGACGAGGAGCCUCGAGUUCGUCGGGUUCAGCGUCUCCCUCGCCGCCCUGAUCGUGUCACUCGUCAUAUUUUCUUAUUUCAGGGUCUUGAAGAACAACAGGACCAAAAUACACAAGAAUUUAUUCGUAGCCAUGAUAACUCAGGUCGUGAUACGCCUCACCCUCUAUAUAGACCAGGCGGUCAUAAGGUCGAAGAAUUCACGUUCGCACGGGAUCGACAACACGCCGAUUCUGUGUGAAGCAGCCUACGUCCUGCUUGAAUACGCCAGAACAGCCAUGUUCAUGUGGAUGUUCAUCGAAGGCCUCUACCUCCACAACGUAGUCACUGUGAGGGUGUUCCAGGAGAAGUUCCACUACAGGCUAUACACGGGGAUCGGUUGGGGUGUCCCGGUCGCGAUGACAGCAACCUGGGCCGCCAUAUCCGCGUCCCAGAUGAAGACAAAGUGCUGGUGGGGGUAUAACUUUACGAUAUACUUCUGGAUACUCGAAGGCCCAAGGGUGGCCGUCAUACUCCUCAACUUCCUCUUCCUCCUCAACAUCAUAAGGGUCCUGGUUGUAAAGCUAAGGCAAAGCCGGACGAGCGAAGUAGAACAGGCGAGGAAAGCAGUGAGGGCUGCGGUCGUUCUCCUGCCACUCCUCGGCAUCACCAACUUGGUAAACAUGAUGGAAGCCCCUUUGGACCGACAGGUGUGGGAGUUCGCCGCCUGGUCCUACACGACCCACUUCCUAACCAGCUUCCAGGGCCUCUUCGUCGCCGUCCUAUACUGCUUUCUCAACGGCGAGGUCCGCGCCGCCGUCAAGAAGAGUGUCUACAUCUAUUUCUUGCUCCGACCGGGACAGUUCACCCCGAGAAGGAACUCGGCCUUCGUGAGCGCCGCGUGCCCGCAGCCCCCGGAGCUACCACCCGAGACGAGAGUCUGACACGAGGAGGAGCCCUCAGGGAUCAAGAACACUGAAUUGUGAGAAAAAAAAUUUCAAAGGACCAGACAGCUUUAAAUAAGAUAUAUUUUAUGAAGAGAUAUUUUUUAAAGAGAGCGAAAGAUUUAACACAGAAAGAAACCCUCAAAAGGCAAAAUUUAUUGUAAAAGGUUAUUAAUCUUAAUUUAUUUAAAGGUAUAGCACUUACAUAUCUAGUACGUGUGAAGGAUUCGCAUGUUAAACAGGGUGAUACUGCCCUUAAAAGAUGUCCUAGAAGGUGUCGACCAAGGUGAACGAGAUAUUUUUUUGCAAAGGCUGUGUAAAUACAUGCCAAGAGGUUAUGCAAAGGUUGUACUAAAAACGCAAGAACGACAUGGUGUUUAGAGGUUAAGCACAAACAGGUUUCUUGUAAAUAAACUGUGUAAAUAAAACAACAUUAUAAGAUGUUCGGAAAUUACGCACAGGUUGUAUGUAAAUAAAUUGUCCGAAUGAAAAAUUUAUUAGAAAAAAAUCGUGUAUUAAAAAUAUACGGAAAGGAGUCUAAACGGCAAGUUAUACAAAUCAAUUAUGAUAUCUAAGUUAUCUUCAAACACAUACAAGAUAAUUAUGUAACACGUUAUGUAAUUUUGUAUUGAGGUUAUGUAUAACGAUGUUAUAUAUAACAUCAUACCUCUAGGUUGAAAAUCAAAACAAAAACAAGUUGGGCGGCAUACAAUGAGAUUGUGACUGAUCGUACCUGUCAAAUUUAUAAACUAGAAGGUUACGUGUAACCAGGUUUUAUAUAAGAUUAUCCCUGUCCAGGUUAUAAACUGGAAGGUUACGUAUAACCAGACUAUAUCUAAGAUCAUAACUAUCCAGCGGAACAAGAAGAAGGUUAUAACGAUGUUAUAUACUGAUCAUACCCGUCAAUUGUAUAACCUGUAUAAACUAGAAGUUUACGUAGUCAGAUUAUAUAUAACAUCAUACCUGCCCAAGUUAUAAACUAGAAGUUUAAGUAUAACCAGGUUAUAUACAAGAUCAUACCAGUUCAGGUUGAAAAUCAAAACAAAAAACAAUGGGGUUAUAAGGAGGUUAAUACGCAACCAAAAAUACCAGACCAAGCAGAUCAUACCUGUCCAAGUGAAAAACUAAAAGGUAAUGUAUAAGAUCAUAACUGUUCAGAAUAGUGGAAAAAACAAGGUUGUUAUCACCGGAUUAUAUAAACUGAUCAUAUAAUUACUAAGUGUAUAAACUAGGUGGUUAUAUGUAACCAGGUUAAAUAUAAGAUCGUCCCUGUCCACGUUAUAAACUAUAAGGUGACGUACAACCAGAUUAUAUAUAAGAUCACACCUGUCCAUGUUUGCGGAAACAAGGUACUAACCAGGUUAUGUAAACUGAUCAAUACCUGUCCACUUUUUGAAUUAGAAGGUUAUUUACAAUUACAAUUUUUUUGUAGGUUUAAUACACUAAAGGAUUUUUGUCAUAAAUAAUGGGGUUUUUAUGGAAGGUGUUCAAACAAAAAAUAACCCAUUUGUUUAAGCCGUGAGGAGCGGUCAAGAAUGAGGUAGUUUAGAAAAACGCCUUUUUCAUUUUUUAUCGACGUUUCGACCUUUAUUCAGGUCAUAAAGUGUUGUACUAUUCUUGUGUGUUCGUUUUGUGUGCAAGUGUGUAUUAUGCUAAACUACCUCAUUAUUGACCGCUCAUCACGACAUCAACAAAUUAUGAAACAA
Messenger RNA from Cimex lectularius (bed bug), 3670 nucleotides. RefSeq names its product PDF receptor (gene Pdfr). Gene Ontology annotation, cellular component: plasma membrane. The transcript is spliced from 11 exons. Bases 693 to 1964 code for a protein of 423 amino acids. Gene Ontology annotation, molecular function: G protein-coupled peptide receptor activity. Gene Ontology annotation, biological process: cell surface receptor signaling pathway; adenylate cyclase-modulating G protein-coupled receptor signaling pathway. The record is from RefSeq and is a predicted model, not a curated record. Lineage: Eukaryota; Metazoa; Arthropoda; Insecta; Hemiptera; Cimicidae.